GUUUUCUGGAGGUGGCGGUGUACACACGAGACAAGGAAGGCGCCUUUCAGGGCGAGGAAGGAGCCAAGCAAGUGCUCUGGAUGUCAGGAAACGGCUCAUGUCUGUCGCUACGUUUAAGGAGGUACGGACACAGCUUCAAAAGGCCGGAGAAAGGCGCGGCCCCCAAGCAAAAACCCACCUUCUCUGGGACCACCCACUGUCUUCUCACGAUCACCCAUGUGACACCGUUUCUUGCGUAAAAAGUCGCUUCUUGCCGCUUUCUCCCGCUCUUCUUGAACGCUUCUCUUUCACGCGUUUGCUUGCACACAAAGAACCUCGCUUUCCCCGUACGCGUUUCUGCUCUCUCCUGCUUUGUCUUUUUUGCGCCAGAGAUUUCGACGCUCCCGAACGUGGAGAGAACCCUGAAUGGGUGGUUUGUCGGUUUUCUUUUUUCGUAUAGCGGGCGGCUUCCUGAGUCUCAGAGGGUGGCGCCAAAGUCUUUUUAGAAUUGCGUUGGAAUUGAUUGACGGAAUAGGAAAAUUAAGAAGGAAGCGGGCACUGUGGUUCCCGUUUUCCCUCCGAGUCGCAGGCGGCCAAGCCAAGGCUCGCGGCGAAUAGACAAGAGGAGGUCACCCGAGUUUUUCAUCGCAUCGCGGCGCAGCGAAAACAGUCGCGUUCCGCGCCCUUUCAUCUGUUUACCCUCGAGAGGAGGAAAGCGCAAAGAAGAGGCGGAAGGCGGCGAAACGGGAGAGGUUCGUCUUCAUCUGUUGGGGAGACACUCCAGACGAGGCGUGGGUGUACGAAGCAAACGUGCAAAAGUUAGUUGAAAAAACACCCUCUUUCACGAUUUUGCGUUUAAGUGGUCGGCUUUCUUCGAUUUCUUUGCUGGCCUUCGUGUUCUUGCAUAUGCGUUCCCCGAUUUCUUUCUCUCCACUCGCCCGCGUCGAUCGCAUGUCUUCGCUCGCGUUUCGGCAUCUUUCUCCCCGUCUCGUUCCUCCCCUUCGCCUCGCCUGUCUCGUCUUUUUUCUCCGCUUCCUUUCGCGUUUCUCGGUCCGUCCCUCUCCCCUCGAGCGCAAAGAUGCCUCUCCGGGUCUCGCUGAAAAAGCACUUUUUCGCGCGCUCUGAGCGCGUCAAGUCUGUGGACUUCCACCCCACAGAGCCUUUCCUUCUCUCUGCCCUCUACGAUGGUCGACUUCAAAUCCACGACUACACCACGCAUGCACUCGUCAAAGAAAUCGACGCCUCUCCCCUCCCUCUCAGAACGGCGAAGUUUAUCGUCAAGCGACAAUGGAUGAUCUGUGGAGGAGACGACUGCGCUCUGCGCGUUUUCAACAUCCAUACCCUGGAGAAAGUGAAGGAGAUUCCAAGUGCUCAUGGAGACUACAUUCGGCACAUCUCCGUGCAUGCAGCGAAGCCUCUUGUUCUCUCUUCCUCGGAUGACAUGACUGUCAAGUUGUGGCACUACGAGAAGAACUGGCAGAAGGUCGCCUCUUACGAGCAGCACACCCACUACGUUAUGCAGACCCAGUGGCACCCUCGAGACCCAAAUCUUUUUGCUUCUUGUUCCCUGGAUAGAACCAUCAAAGUGUGGGGAAUCCAGGUCCGCAGUUCUUCACCUUCCGCCUCCGACAGCAGCGCGGCGGUUGUCUCAGCCCCCCAUUUCACCCUGACGGGUCACGAACGAGGCGUCAAUUGCAUCGAAUACUCCAAGAGCGGAGAACGACCCUACCUGGUCUCAGGCAGUGACGACUGCACCGUUCGCGUCUGGGAUUAUCAGACCAAGCAGUGUAUCCAGGUUUUGAGUGGCCACUCGCGGAACGUGUGCUCAGUUCUGUUAACGUCGCUUGCAGGGCACGUACUUCCCCUCCUCUUCUCCGCAGGCGAAGACGCGCAGCUGUUUGUGUGGCAUGCGCUGACGUACAAGAAGGAGCUUUCUCUGGAUUUAAAUGUAGAGCGAAUCUGGUCCCUGUCUCUCCUUGAUCCUUCCUCGGCUGCCUCUGCCUCGACCAGUGGCUCUGCAGGCGUCGCCUCUGCCGCUGGCGCGACAGGCUCAGGCGCAGGCGGCCUGGGGGGUCUCGUCCUCGCCAUUGGAAGUGACUCGGGAACUCUCGUUCUCAAAAUGGGGAAGGAGCAGCCAGUUGCGUCGCUGCACAGUGGCAAGGCAGUUGUUGCGCGAGGCUUUGAAAUUCUGCAAGUGAAUUUGCGGCUGUUGGAGGAGCAGCAGUAUCAGGACGGCGAACGGUUGCCGGUGGCGUACAAGGAACUCGGCCAAUGCGAAAUUUUUCCUCAAACCAUCAGCCACCACCCCAACGGUCGAUUCAUUGCGGUCUGCGGCGACGGCGAAUACGUGAUUUACACAGCACAGGCUUUGCGAAACAAGACGUUCGGGAAGUGCGUUGACUUUGUGUGGUCGGCUGACGGUCACUAUGCGAUUCGAGAGGAAAGCAAUCGCAUCCGCGUUCACACAAGCUUCACAGAAACCUUCAACUUUACUCCCCCCUUCUCAGUAGAGACGCUGUGGGGUGGAGCCCUUCUCGCUCUCAAGGCCAGCGACGACUCUUUCGUCUGCUUCUACGAUUGGGAAGCUUGCAGGCUCAUUCGCCGCAUCGACGUGGUUGGCGUGCAGCAGGUGCACUGGAGUCCGAGCGGCUUCUUCGUCGCUCUUUUCACUUCCGACAAAGUCUACAUUCUGCGUCACGACAAAUUUGCAGUCAUGGCGGCCAACGCAGCGCAGGCCAGAGAGGAAGAGGGCGGCAUCGAAAUCGCCUUCGAACUCGUAGACCAAGUGACGGAGUCAGCGGGCAGUGGUGUCUGGGUUAGCGAGUGCCUGGUCUACACGACGGCGCAAGGGCGCGUAAAAUGCUGGUGCGCAGGUCAGGUCGAAACGCUCCAUCACCUGAAUGCGGGGGGCCGAGCUUCCUCGUUUAUCCUCGGGUACCUGCCAGAACACAAUCGCCUGUACUUGAUUGACCGCGACCUAGGUCUCAGCGCAUGCAGUCUCCACGUCGCCUUCAUCGAGUACAAGGUCGCGAUGGCGCGCGGCGACCUGCAAGCAGCCGAGGAGUUUCUUCCGCGUAUCCCCGUCGAACUACACGACCGCACUGCGCGUUUCCUUUUCUCAAAAGGAUACAAAGAAGAGGCUCUAAGACUCGCGCGAGAUGAGCAGCUGCGCUUCGACGUCGCCCUGUCUCUGGGUCGCCUGCAAACUUGCGCCGAGCUGGUGCGGUCGACGAGCAAAUCUUCGACAGAGCCGGGGACGGUCGUGGCUCGGUGGAAGCGUCUGGGCGACAUGGCCCUUGAGACGGGGCAUUUGCCCUUGGCAGCCUCUUGCUUCCACGAGUGCCGGGAUCACCACUCGCUGCUCCUGCUCUACUCCGCCAGCGGAGACGCCCCAAGGCUGCUGAACGUCGCAGCUGAGGCUCUCAAAGAUAAAAACUUUACUGUGGCGUUUCUCGCCUAUGCGCUCUGUCAGCGCGUCGACAACUGUGUCGAUGUGCUCUGGGCGGCCGAGCGAUUCCCAGAGGCGGCUCUGUUUGCCCGGAGCUACGCGCCCAGUCGUGCGAGUGCAUGCGUGCAGAAGUGGCGAGAUGCCCUUUGGAAGAAGCAGAGCAAAGGAGACAAAAGACAGAAAAGCGACUCUCAGAGAAAAGAAGAAGAACUUUGCUGCAGAGCAGGCGGCCCAGCUGACCCUGCGGAGCACCCAGAGAAAUUUGAGAAUCUUCAGGAUGCCAUCGAGGCAGAAAAGAUUCUUAGAGAGAGAUACGCUCGCGUCGUCCCUGCUUCGACUUUUCCGUCGGUGCGGAGCUUGCUCGACUACGAUAUCGUUCAACAGAUCAACCAAGAAGGUGUACAGAAAAUCCGAAAUGAAUUGCUUUCGAUUUCUCUGGACGAAGUUCUGGAGGGAGCAGGCGAAACAAAGGAAGUGCCAGACCUCCUCGACGCUGGGGCGCCCGGGUCCCUGCCCCACGGACAGGAGCUCCCUGUGAACGGAACUGCGCGCGAGGCAUGUGUGUCUGGUUUCGAUGAGACUUUGUCAGGCGUGCCGGCCGACAUGCAUCGCCUGCCCCACAGUCACGCAGCUUCUUCACCUGUGGCGCCUGAGGCUGCGGCCUCCAGCUCGCAGGCUCCUCUGUAUCGAUCAGCGGUGGCUGAAGGCGCGCUGGGGACGCUCGAACCUCAUGUAAACCACGCGCCGAACUCGACUCUCGAUGCUGCUGUCUCUGGAUCUGCGAGCGUCGCCUAUUCCGACAUCCGCAGCACCGUGACGGAAAGAAGUGCCUACACUGGCACCUCCAGUCUGGACGGACAGACUGGCGCCGGUGCCUCCGGCGUCUAUACACUUGGCGCGAGUUGGGGAGACGGGAGUGUCGCGCAGUCGCAGGUCGGCGUGGACAGCCGGGAGGAAGAGCGAGAAAGGUUCGGAGACACUGAGAAGCGUGUAGAGUUCGUGGAGGACGAAGUCGACGCCGUGGGCGUGUACUCGGGGAGCAGAACUCAGGCAGAUGGCCAGAGCGAUGGGCAGUCCCCGCAUGCGUCGUGGAGGCUUCACCCGCCAUCUGUGUCCCCAGGAGUUCGAGACCCAGGGAGCGCAUGCAGCGGCUAUGGGGUCGAGCGAAUCGCAGCGCAUCCUGAGAACGACUUUGCACGCACAAGCCAGUUCGCGUCCCCGCACUCACACGGCGGAGGAAUGCACCAGGAACAGCGACAGCCCGGCCAGGAGUUCUACGGAGCAGCCGACGCGGGCGCUCAGUUUUUGCGAGACGAAUUUGUCGAUGUUGCGGAGCCCAGUGAACUGCGCAAAGGUGUGGCAGGCGGGAGCGACAGUUCCUUUUCCGACGUUGAGGCGUGAGGCGUCACGUGUGACGCGCGAAUUGUGUGCGAAGAAAAGGGGAGAAGAGCGGGGAUCAGCGUAAAUAUACCAACAGUUACGCAGAGGGGCAGAAUUUCAAAAGUCGGGCUAGAGGCCAGGCGGUCGAAAUCGUCCAACGGGCCAGUCAACCGAAUCUGUCGGGGGUACAAGGAUCUUGUCGGGUGUCGAGAAACGCGAGCAAAAAGGGGGAAAUGCGUUUAGAAGAAAACGAAGAGACUCCCCGCGGCAGAAAAGCGAAGCAAAUCGAGAUCAACAAAGUACGGAAGACACCAUGAGGCAGGCGCGCAGACCAGAGGGUGAAAAUCGAUGCAUGCACAGGGUAAGGGUGGCGUGGAGGAGGACGAGGCAAACAGCAGGAGGUCGGUAGCGAGCUGGAGGACUACGAUGUCGUAGGCCGAGUAGAUGUCAAGGAUCGAAAGGAGAAGCAAGGAGGCGCAAAAUGUCGUACAUGGAAACGUCUGUCCUUCGCUGCAUCGAAGUUGAUACUCAGUUGUGUCUCUGAGACGCGAACUUCCCGGUUUUGAUCUUCACGAAAGGGAACAGCGACGAACGCUGUGGUAAUCUGGCAAACCCAAAGACUAAGAGUGGAGCUGUGUGAUGAAGAAGCAAGCAAUGACGGAACGAGAGAGCUUUUUCAGAGAAUGGGAAAAAAACGAUUUGUCCUUUUGUUUUUCCAGCGCGGCUUUUUCCGGUUGCGAGACCCGCCACACGCAUGCGUCUUACCCUUUGCCUCCUCAAUUCUUUAAAUAAGGCC
Messenger RNA from Toxoplasma gondii ME49, 5603 nucleotides. RefSeq names its product COPI protein, putative. Gene Ontology annotation, molecular function: protein binding; structural molecule activity. The transcript has 23 exons. Gene Ontology annotation, biological process: endoplasmic reticulum to Golgi vesicle-mediated transport; intracellular protein transport; intra-Golgi vesicle-mediated transport. Lineage: Eukaryota; Apicomplexa; Conoidasida; Eucoccidiorida; Sarcocystidae. Gene Ontology annotation, cellular component: COPI vesicle coat. The coding region runs from base 1058 to 4828 and encodes 1256 amino acids. The record is from RefSeq and is a predicted model, not a curated record.